GGAGUUCCACCACACCAGAAAAUCUCCAAAAAAUCCAAAAGAAUAGGAAGCUCAACAGUAGAAGGAGAAUGCAGCAGAGUCUAUACUAGUAUUGGCCCCUCACCAGAGGAAGAGACGGCCAUCAUGGUCUCCGCGUUCACCUAUGUAUUAUCCCAAGGUAGCGGUGGUGGCAAAGGGAGCCAAGACUCCACAUUGCCUCUUCUUGAAAGUUCUGCAGCUUCUUCCACUCCAACCCCUCCCACGCAGAGUCAGCCUGUAUUAAUCGCACUCGGUGCGGAAAAGGAGAAGAAGAAGAAGUAUAGGGGCGUCCGACAGAGGCCAUGGGGAAAGUGGGUGGCUGAGAUUAGGAACCGUAACAAAAGAGCCAGAGACUGGCUCGGGACAUUCAAUACGCCAGAGGACGCUGCACAGGCUUACGAUAGAGCGGCGAUGAGGUUACAUGGGCCGCGCGCAAAGCUUAAUUUCCCAUCUCUGGAAGAAUCUCCCAAUGACCGUAUGGCGUAUGAACAAGGACAGCAGCAGCAGCCGCCUAAUCUGGUGGGGCCUAGUCGGGACCCGCCUAAUGCAACAGUUGAAAAUCAACUAGAGAAUAAUACGUGGGACAUAUUUGGAGAGGCGGAAUUAGGAGACUGGUGGAUCAUUAUGAACGAUGGUGAUUUCCCCAAGUGACUGAAUCAACUGCUGCUACUACAGGAAUCUUUGACCUACGUACGGAUAUUAUUUCAGUUUUGUUUGUUACCGGUUUUGUCUGUUAAUUACGUUGGUUGAGCGCUAACACUGUAUUGUGCGGCGCUUACAACAAUAAAAGUCUGUGGCCUACCAUAUUCUGUCUGCGUGACAUCCGCUCUGUCUAUCAAGUGCGCUCCAAGAUAGUAGGAACUGGGACAAAAAUAAGUUAAUUAAAGAAAACAGAUUGCAGCUCAGGUGGGCCUCACCACAAGGAAGAAUGAAGAUGUUACCCCAAUCAUAGGUUGGAUUGUAGGGUCGCCGAUGUUUAUAUCUUUCAUCAAACCGGUUUUUCAUUUGGUUUGAAUCACAUAAUAAAUGGAAGAUAUAAAAAUCAAAGUGAUUGAAAACUCAAGUGGGUCACAAAAAAUUUUAGGCACUUGUUCCUAUUGGUUUGCUCUAUUUAAGUUUUUUAUUGUUAUGUUGGAUAA
Molecule: messenger RNA, 1157 nt
Organism: Magnolia sinica
Lineage: Eukaryota; Viridiplantae; Streptophyta; Magnoliopsida; Magnoliales; Magnoliaceae
Product: ethylene-responsive transcription factor ERF115-like
Exons: 1
Coding region: 124-669 (181 amino acids)
Biological process (GO): regulation of DNA-templated transcription; ethylene-activated signaling pathway
Molecular function (GO): DNA binding; DNA-binding transcription factor activity
Source: RefSeq, a predicted model, not a curated record